AUGGUAGAAAGUACCUAUGCGAGUGAUUCGCCCAGAUCGCGUUCUCCGAUGACGGAGCCGUCGAGUCCUCUUCAAGAUGGUCCCGGAAUAUCCGGCUACGGUCAUCGAUAUCUCUACAAUUAUUCGCCAGAGAGCUUGCAGCACAAGCUGAAGAACAACGACGAGCAGAACAAUGUGACUGUAAGGCGACACGACAUCGAUGGACGAGAAAGAACGUUUUCCAGGAGUCCAUUGAGCUCCGACGAGGUGCGAUUCAGACCACGCGAGGUUUCCAGACCGAGUUCCUCGGCAACUAUGUCCUCUCCCACGUCCGCCUUCACCAUCGAGAAUAUCUUAGCACCUAGACCUAUGGGAAACAUAACUCCCACCAGCACCAGCGGCCUCGGAUCCAUUAUUCAAAACCCGGAAGUCGUGGGAUCGCCAUCGAGGGCCAUGCAUCCUCUUCAACAACAGAUCCAUCAUCUCGCGUUUACGUCCGCCGACUUGUUUGCCGCAGCAUAUCCUACUUUAUAUUCCGGCGGCUACGUGGCAGCAAUGGCAGCUGCCGGCGUUUCGCUUCACGGUCAACCGGCCUUCUAUCACGCAGCUCAUCCCUAUCAAAUAAAUCCAAACGCCGCGGCGGUAGGACCCAUGGCGAAGAGGAAGCGUCGCCAUAGGACGAUAUUCACGGAGGAACAGCUAGAACAACUGGAAGCCACCUUCGACAAGACACAUUACCCUGACGUGAUAUUGAGGGAACAGCUCGCGCUUCAGGUCGAUCUCAAAGAAGAGAGAAUCGAGGUGUGGUUCAAGAACCGGCGUGCCAAGUGGCGUAAACAGAAACGGGAAGAACAGGAACGUAUGCGGAAACUUCAACUGGAGCAACGUCAGCGUGCCGAUGACAACGUUCCAACGCCUGCGGUCAAAGUAGCCGAACAUUUGACGUUGACCAGACAGCAACAGCAACAGCAACAACACGAACAGGACACCGACAGCUCGGAUCUCGAAGUGGCGUAGUCAAAAUAUCGAUUGUAAAACCUUUUUUCCUAUUUCUUUUCGUUUCCCUUUCUCUUUUUAUUUCGCCGACGGUCGAAAAGAUUUGAAACAUACAGGU
Molecule: messenger RNA, 1093 nt
Organism: Bombus pyrosoma
Lineage: Eukaryota; Metazoa; Arthropoda; Insecta; Hymenoptera; Apidae
Gene: Gsc
Product: homeobox protein goosecoid
Exons: 3
Coding region: 1-996 (331 amino acids)
Biological process (GO): regulation of transcription by RNA polymerase II
Cellular component (GO): nucleus
Molecular function (GO): DNA-binding transcription factor activity, RNA polymerase II-specific; RNA polymerase II cis-regulatory region sequence-specific DNA binding
Source: RefSeq, a predicted model, not a curated record